Molecule: messenger RNA, 981 nt
Organism: Haemonchus placei
Lineage: Eukaryota; Metazoa; Nematoda; Chromadorea; Rhabditida; Trichostrongylidae
Source: the annotation of a GenBank genome assembly
AUGAAUCUCGACAAGGAGGAUUCAUUUGUUCAGGAAUUCAUCAGUAACCCAUUGCUUAUUGACAACCGAAAAUUCGACAUUGGAGUUUACACUGUGAUAACAUCUAUCCAUCCUCUCAGAGUUUACGUCUAUGAAGGAGAUUCGCUCAUAAGAUUCUGUGCUGAGGAUUACUUGCCGUUUGACUCGAACAGACUUGACAAAUAUGUCGUUGGUGAUGACUACACUCCGAUUUGGGAGAUUCCGUCUUUGAAACGUUCGUUCACCGAACAAAAACUUGGAUGGCGAGCUUCACUGGAUGCCUACUUACUGUCGAAGGGCAUGAAACCAACGAGAAUCUGGACCCAGAUUCAUCAUAUCAUCGCAGAGGUGUUUCGGAACCAGCAAUCGAGAAUGCUCGCUGCUUUCAAGUCGGUGCCUUCAAAAGCCAGCUUUUUUGAGCUCAGUCGAUUUGACUUUAUCGUCGAUGAAGAUCUCAAUGUCUAUUUGAUGGAGGCCAAUAUGUCACCGAACCUCUCUUCUGAGCAUUUCAGCCAGAAUAGGAUUCUCUACGAACAGGUGUUGUACAAUGUAUUUUCUCUAGUGGGAAUCGCCUCUACCAAGUUCCAAGGGGGACAUCUUGAAAUGCUGUAUGUCGACCAGAAUAUUUGGAACGCGAAGGAAAUAAAAAGUGACACAUCUUCCAGAGACAAAGAACCCUCACGAGACUUCAUCGUGCCAGACAGUGAAAUCUAUGUGCCUUUGAUGGAUUGCAUCGAAGGGGGCUGUAUGGAAUGUAACGAACAGAUAUGCCAACUUUGCGCACAAUGUAUGAGCUCUACAAUGUUCUCAACCUUGAAACAAGCCUGUCUCGAGCAUGUCAAUCGACGUAGCAUGAAAAUGCUUCAAAUGAAUCACGACAAGCAGAACCCUCCUACGAUGGAAGACCAUCUACUACAAACAUGGAGGACGGCGAAAUGUGAGGUGGAUACGUCAUGGUGCUAA